Saccostrea cuccullata (small rock oyster) is the source of this 3713-nucleotide messenger RNA. RefSeq lists its product as uncharacterized. The transcript is spliced from 16 exons. Gene Ontology annotation, cellular component: plasma membrane. The record is from RefSeq and is a predicted model, not a curated record. NCBI's taxonomy places the organism in Eukaryota, Metazoa, Mollusca, Bivalvia, Ostreida, Ostreidae. The annotation marks the transcript as partial. Gene Ontology annotation, biological process: calcium ion transport. Gene Ontology annotation, molecular function: monoatomic cation channel activity.
UAAUUAAAAAUAUUAUUCCAAUUUUGCUGUUGUCUUUACAGUGGUUUGUGGUCCAGUCCUUAGGAGUACAUCAGCUAUGGGUCACGGCAGAGAAUCGCUGGGGAAAACAGAGCAAGUCUGUUUAUGUGGUUGUGAUACAGCGGAAUCUCUCCGAUCUCAAAUUUUCAUUGGUGGAUCCGGAUUCUCAUGUUGUUCCUUCUGGGACAGCGGUAAGCUUUUUGAUCCAGGCUGAAAUUCACAGCCGGUUCAACUCCACUCUGAUCAUUGACUCCCUGGAUGGUCACACACACGAGGCCUCGCUAGAGGACACGGAGGGACAGACACUGGCCCUGAACUGCACCCUGGGAGAAAUGUUCGUGACCGCCACCUACGGCAUAGGCUGCCUCCUCAAUGUCAGAUUUGAACAUGCUUUUGAAAAAGAGGCAGUGUACAGACCGACAGCCAGAAUAUUCAGUGGUAAUUUUUCUGAAGUCGUGGAGUUGGAUUCUGAGUUACUUGUCAUGAAACGCCUGGGUUUUUCCCAGGUUGUCUCCCCUGGAGUCUGCUCUGUUGGACAAGCUUGUGAGUUUGAUUUGCAGUGUGAACCAUUCUCCAUAUUUGCAAACGUUACAUGGACUAUUUCUAAAAACAACAACUCCCUGGAUGUGAUCCAGGGCUCGUUAAAGCUGAGCUACGUUUUCACAGAGCCUGGUUACUACCAUAUUUCUACACUGACUCAGAACAGACUCAGUAGUGUGUCUGAGUCCACUAAUGUCCAGGUCUUAGUUCCCCUAUCAGACCUGUACAUCCAGUGUGAGGGGGGGCCUGUAUACCCAGAAUCGGAACCUGUUCUUUGUCGAGCUGACGUAAUGGAAGGCAGUAAUGCACAGUUCACUUGGAGUGUACAGCCAAACAACACAGGCUUUGUGCGGUCUGAAGUUCAGCCAAUCAGAAUAGAGAAUACAAAUCUCUCAUCGGAGGCAGUGUUUACGUUUCAUAAUAAGGGGUCAUACAAUGUCAGUGUCACUGUGUAUAACAGGGUCAGUAAACUCACAAGUUAUGUCGACCGCCUCGUCCAGAUACAGGAGAAGAUACAGUGUGUCGUGAUGAAGAGGGAACGGUCCACCUACCCCAGGGGCGUGGUCAGGCAAGGGGAGGUCACUCUGUUUCUGGUGAAGACUUGUGGGGGGAGUCAUGUGAGGUUAGAAUUUGAUCUGGGGACAGGCAGACAGACGGCCAAAGUUCUGUACAUAAAAGAGGAAGAUUUGUAUGAAGUGAACUUACGAUUCUCAAGAGAGGGACAGCAUACUGUGGCUGUUUUUGCUUUUAAUGACAUGUCUGAAGUGGAGUUUUCGACUCGCGUGUUGGUCCAGCGGCAGAUUAAUGGAUUAUCCCUGGAACUGAACCCGAAUCAGCCCCAUGUCAACUCGCCUCUUGUCUUUAUGGUUACCGAAAAAGGAAAUGUGUGCCGUCGAGAUGACCUGGUUUACAGAUUUACGUUCUCUGACGGAAAUGAACAAUCAGGAGUGUUUACUGUCAACGUUACCGUUAACAACCUAGUUGACAGUGUGGCUCUGUUCAGGACCUUCACAGUCAGGAAUGAUGGGAAUUACCCAGUAGCACUAUCCAAUCCAAUCUUCAGUGCUGUAAAUCAACCAAUCAAAUUCAAAGUUCAGGGUGUGGCUAUGGAGGCAUUUACUAUUGAGGUCAAGUUUGGAGAUCGAGACGAAGCAGUGGUUGUCUCCUCCAUCCAAUGGGAUCACACCUAUGACAAGCCCGGUAUUUAUGAAGUGUCGGCCGUACUACACACAGUCAGUCUGGGUAACCUAGAGGUCACCAGUGUCGUCAUUGUCCAGGAGAAGUUGAAAGAACUGACCAUCAGAGCUCCAGGGGUCAUCAAAAUAGACAGAAUUUCCAGAGAGCACCUGUUUGAAGCUGAGAUAACCGUUGGUGGAUCCAAGGAAUUGACUGGGGGUGAAUCCCAGGAUUUUACAGGGAGUGGAUCUGGGGUUUUGUACUUCUGGUCCUUAGACAAUCGUCAGUCUCCUGCUAGCACUGUUAACUGGGUUAUUGAAGAAAUUGACCGGCCUGGUACAACUGUACUAACAGUGGGUGCCCAGAAUGACCUUGGAGAUAAGUCACUUGCUGUACAGGAGGUGAAGAUCCAAUACCCUCUCCUUGAUGUGACCUUGACCUCCGAUCCUACAGUGGAGGGGCGUGUCUGUGACAUCACGGUCCGGGUCACAGGAAGUCGGGACGUUGUGUUUGAUGUGGAUUUUGGUGACAGAGUUCAGGCUUCGUUAUCCUCUGAUGAUGUCGUUGUUACCAUAGAUACCACCUCUAGCUCGUAUCUACCUAAAUACACCGCCGUCCUACAACACCAGUACAAUCUGAAAAGUCAGUACCAGGUCAAGGUCAAUGUGUCUAAUGCCGUCUCCUGGGUGACGGGGGAUGUCACGGUGAUGGUAGGGGAGGCUCUCGGGGAUGUUACCCUGGAGAUCCUGUCACCCCACAGGGAGCUGCCCGGGGUCUACGUCGUGUCCCUCAGUGAUCCACUGACUGUCCGAGUGACCGCCGGCAGGGGAGAUAAUCUAACCUUCACUUGGGAUUUCUCCGAGUAUUCUGACGGAGGCACCAAGGACCAGAUAGGGAAUGGUAGUUCCAGCACGGCGACCUACGCCUUCAGUAUGACGGACAUUUUCCCGGUGUCUGUCAGUAUCGACAGUCCCUACUACCAGGUGCCCCAGGUGUUCCCAUUCAGACACAAGUUCAAGGUCGUCCAGGAAAUCCAGGGAGUUUAUCUGGAGGUCAAAGGGUCGAGGAAGACAGGAGCCGCCCUCAAACGUGUGAACGGAGAAUUACAGACGGAGGAGAUACAUUUCAUAGCCAGCUGUGAGAAGGGUUCCCACAUUGAGUUCCAGUUUGACUUUGGUGAUGGUACGACAACAGUGGUACAGGGGAGAGAGGAGAUGUUCCUUAACUACGUCAAAGGCAGCACGUCUCACAGAUAUACACAGGAGGGAGUGUUUAACAUCACGGUGACAGCAAUAAAUCCCCUUGGCAACAGAACAGCAACACUUGACAGGCUGUUCUAUGUACAGGCCUCACCGUUUGGAUUAAAGCUGGAUAAAUCCAUUUACUACACAAAACUUGGUAAUGUCACUGUUAUGCGUGCUACUUUCUCUCAUGGUACCAAUGUAACAUUUGACUGGAAGCUCGGAGACCAGACUGAUAUACUCAAUAACUCAGGCUCGGUGAUGAGACACACGUACCAGACACGGGGAGAGUUCAGUGUGACGGUGAUAGCCAGGAACAGAGUGUCUUCCCAAACAGAACACGCCGUGGUGGUCGUCCAGAGUCUGAUACAAGGGGUGAGGUUGAUAACGAGCACCAACAUCACUGAGACGAACCAGGUGAUUGAGCUGAGGGCCGAGACUUUACCAGAACCGGGUCUGGGGACGUACCAUCACUGGAACCUGGGGGACAACCAGAAAGGAGUCCAGACAACAGAACCGGAGAUAGAUUACAGAUACAGGAGAAACGGAAGUCAGUCGGAGUCAGCGCCUGUAGAAAGCACCGUCCUGUCUAAAGUGAAGAACCAAGAGGUACGCUGUCUGAAGGACUCACUGGUCAACACGUCACUAGAAUUCGCCGCGCCCAGUUACUCAGGCUCUAAUCUGACUGUGGGGAAUUACUUUGCACAGGAUCCAGUUUUUAAACUGUCUGAAAUCUAG